AGCAGCUGUGUCCUCCCCACCGGAGUGGGCGUGUUUUCCAUUCGACUGUUGCCCUUUCCCCUCCAGGCGGCGUCGAAGCGAGCCCGUGUCCGGAUUCGAUUUGAAAAAAAAGCAACAACAACAACACAGCCGAGAAGCCCGGAAGAGGCUCACAGAUCCGCUAUGCCGUUCAUAUCCAAGGAUUGGAGGUCCCCGGGCGAGCUGUGGGUCAAAACGGGCGAGGGAUGGGAGAAGAACAAAGUGCUCGAGUGUUCCAGCUACAAAUGCAACGAAGCUGACAGCAUGGCACCUAUUGGAAAGGAAAAUAUACCUCCAAAUCUUUCAGGAAAAGAAAGCUCCAUGGUUCAGCCUUACUGCCGUAUCACAAAAUCAUCCAAAGAGAUUGCCGGUUUUACUGGGCUGGGCGAAGCCUUGAAAAGACUAGACUGGAGAUCUGCCGUCCGGGAUCGGAGGAGGUUCAACUACAUUUGCAAAUUGCUCGAUCUUCUCUGUUCGGAGAAGCCAUUGAGCGACCUUUCCGGAGGUGUACAGAAAGUGCUAUUCACGAUGCUCGAAGAAGUAGCACAGCAAGUGAGGGAAAGUCAGGAAAAUGUUGCAGUCCUGAGAAAACUGAUUUCCCAACUGCGCGGUCUGGUCGAUAUCGCCUGUUGGGGCAGACCUUUGGGGAGUACGCAGUUGUGGCAACAUCAUCUAGCCGCUAUACACAGGAUAACGCAUAUAUCCAACAACCUUAUGAUCCAACAGCCUGACAGUUCUCCGAAGAUGGAAGAACUCCCUGAGGAAUGUGUGAGGGAGGUACUUCUCCGACUCGGAGACCAUAAAGACCUCGAGGCUUGCAUGGAAGCUUGGUCGUUAAUGGGAAAACUCGGGAAUGAGAGGAGGCUCUGGAAAGAGUUGACAGCUUUUCAUUUUAACCAAUCGCAAAUUAGAAAUCACAUCGUACACAAUCAAAACGGUGCUGUUGAUUGGUCUGCUACCUUUAACACAUUACGAAGAACUUACGGACUGAGAGAGGAUUAUGCUGAGAUGAUUAAAUUGUGCAGACACUGUAGGUGCUUGUUUUGGGGCAGCUUCGGCCACCCUUGCAUAGCCGACGACCCGUCGUUCAGCAACAGGAUCAACAACGAAAUCGAAAAUCAGCACGUGCCGAUUCCCCCACACACUUUUCUAAAGUUUUUCUCACUUUAAAGCACUGGCACUUAACGGUCGGGGAAAAUAAAAAGCCCUGAAGAAUG
Messenger RNA from Cimex lectularius (bed bug), 1235 nucleotides. RefSeq names its product F-box only protein 25. The transcript has 6 exons. Gene Ontology annotation, cellular component: cytoplasm; SCF ubiquitin ligase complex; nucleus. NCBI's taxonomy places the organism in Eukaryota, Metazoa, Arthropoda, Insecta, Hemiptera, Cimicidae. Gene Ontology annotation, biological process: protein ubiquitination. Bases 163 to 1188 code for a protein of 341 amino acids. The record is from RefSeq and is a predicted model, not a curated record. Gene Ontology annotation, molecular function: protein binding.